AUGGAGUGUAAGAAUGGAAGCAAAAGUAAGAAAUAUGUUAAUUGCAAUACAGCUGAUAUUAGGUUCCAUAGAUUUCCUAAAAAUCCUUUUUAUCAACAAAUAUGGAGUAGUGUUUGUAAUGGGAAAAAUCUAAACACUAGUAAUGCCUAUAUUUGUUCAUUGCAUUUUGAUGCUGAUGCAUAUUGCAAGCCAUUAAUUGAAUCACUUUUAAAUUAUUCACCAAGGCAUAAAAGAAAAUUAAAAAGUGAUGCUGUUCCUACGUUAAAAUUAAGUAAAUUAUCUUAUGAUAAUUCUAGUAAGACACCAUAUUCUCUAGAAACAAGUGGAGUGAAUCCUGUCGACAAAGAAUUUGACGAUAUCAAUUAUCCUACUUCAGAUUUUAGUCAACGUUUUCUCAAGAUGCCAGCUGAAAUAAAUUGUCGAAAUAUGGCUCCGAAAAGAAAGUAUGACGAUGGAUACAUAAAAUUUGGAUUUAUCGCAAUUGAAACUAACCGUGAAAUUCGACCGCAGUGUGUAAUAUGUGCCACCGUUCUCAGUAAUGAUGCGUUGAAACCCGCCAAGUUAGAACGGCAUUUAAAAAGUAUCCAUCCUACAUUAAGUGAUCGACCACCAGAGUUUUUCAUGGGUAAAUCAGAAAAUUUAAAAAAAAUGAAACUAGGAACAAGUGGUUCAAGAUUUGAGUCAAACGAUAAAGUCCUAUCUGCGUCAUUUAAAAUUUCACAAUUAAUCGCAAAAUCAAAGAAACCACACACAAUUGGUGAAAAUGUAAUAAAACCUUGUUUACUAACUGCUGUAGAAGAAAUUUUAGGUGCGGAAGCAAAAAAGAAAAUUCAAGAAAUUCCAUUAUCGAAUAAUACUUUACUGGUUUUUGUUCGAUUUUUGGACAACGACAAUUUAAUAAAAGAAGAGCUUUUAUUGUUACAAGAAUUGGGUACUACGUCAAAAGGAAAUGAUGUAAUGAAGAUAAUAAAUGAUUAUUUUGAAAAGCACGACAUUAUGUGGGAAAAGUUAGCAGGUUUUUGUACGGAUGGUGCUCCAGCUAUAAUAGGAUCACGCUCAGGCCUAACAACGUUGGUGAAAGAAAAAAAAUGUAAAGUAUUGACAACACAUUGUAUUAUUCAUCGACAAGCAUUAGCAUCAAAAACAUUACCUGAAGAACUUCUAUAUACUUUGAAACAGGCCCUAAAAUUGGUAAACACCAUCAAAAGCAGUGCACUGAAUACUCGCAUUUUUAAAAAUAUAUGCUCGGACUUGGACUCAGAAUAUGAAACUUUACUUUUUCAUACCGAAGUCCGAUGGCUUUCGGAAGGUAAUAUGUUGGCACGGUUAUUUUCACUAAAGAAGGAGGUGGCAGUGUUUUUAACUGAGAAAAAAAAUGAUAAUUUAUUGAAAUGUAUUUGUGAUCAUAAGUUUGAAAUACACCUGGCUUAUCUUGUAGAUAUCUUCAAACAUUUAAACAAGCUCAACUUGCAAUUACAAGGCUCUGGAAAUAAUAAACUGGAAGGCUCUGGAAAUAUAUUCAUAUUUGAAGAUAAACUUCGAGCGUUUAUGUGUAAAAUUGAUUUGUGGAUAAGUAAAGUUGGAAUGAACAACUAUUCAGCGUUUCAAACACUGAAAAGCUUGGUUGAUAACGAAAAAUAUGCUGACCUCGUAAAUGAGGUACAGCAAAACGUUUUAGACCAUCUGAAAAAACUUAAAAAUGAAUUUAAUCGGUAUUUUCCAGAAUAUAAUGAUUUGGAAACGAAUAGUAUACAAAGUAUGAUUCGAAACCCUUUUAUCGUUAAAAUCAAUGAGGUACCUGAUAAUAACCAGGAAGAUUUGAUAGAGUUACAAAACGAUUGA
Molecule: messenger RNA, 1842 nt
Organism: Aphis gossypii (cotton aphid)
Lineage: Eukaryota; Metazoa; Arthropoda; Insecta; Hemiptera; Aphididae
Product: protein ZBED8-like
Exons: 6
Coding region: 1-1842 (613 amino acids)
Source: RefSeq, a predicted model, not a curated record